Messenger RNA from Hydatigera taeniaeformis, 873 nucleotides. NCBI's taxonomy places the organism in Eukaryota, Metazoa, Platyhelminthes, Cestoda, Cyclophyllidea, Taeniidae. The record is from the annotation of a GenBank genome assembly.
GAAAACCGCUACGAUCUCAGCGCGGGAUGCCUACCUUGCCCACCAUGCUAUAGCCUAGUGCAAAAACAAGUCCACAAGCUGCAGAAGAGGUUAUCGGAAGUUUUUGCCAGCAAUGGCGGUCCUGAAUUUGAGGACAGUGGAAACAGUUCCUUACUCUACGAGCAGAUCAAAAAGCUCAACAACACCGUCCAAGAAGUCUACAGUGCUGUUUUGCAGAACAGUCUUGUCAGUUCUGCUGUCACGAAUUCCGACCAAUUGGAGGCGACUACCGGAGACCUCCUGAAGCGAGCAUCAGACCUUACUAAGGAGUUAGAGAAGUACGAAAUGCACAGGCCUUCAUGCACGCGUCUGGAUCUGACCCAGCGACUGGAUUCGGUGAAACGCGAUCUUGCCAAACUAGCCGAGAGGGUCAAGACGGUGGGUCAACGAGAACUGGAUAGUUUUGCUGAGAAGGUGGCUGCCUCCGUAAACCGAGACAGCACUCUGACCGAACAAGCGCGCAAUGCUACUGAAACCGUCAAGCCUCUUCUAGAGGAGGCCUCCAAACUGCGAAAGACAGUCCAAGAUAUUGACACUACGCUUCGUUCUGUUGAAUUUGAUGCAGAAAAACUGGCUCAAAGUACUCACAGGGCUUUCGAACGACUCAAUGCAGAACUUAACAGGCUGAAGGAGGUUAUGGAAGUCCCGAAGGGCUAUCUCAAAGGCAAGAUUGACCAUGUACAGUUCCUCACUCUGGAACAGCGCCAACGUUUAGAGAAACUAUUUGACGCCUUGAGGAAGGUACCAGAUGUGGGUGCUGAGCAGUCUAAGCUGGAAGAAAUUCUUGGAGACUGGACUGCGGCCCUUAAUAUGGUAAAUGAGUUUUCUUUGUGA